This is a messenger RNA of Phymastichus coffea, 7318 nucleotides long. It is a transcript of the gene Set1, whose product is annotated as histone-lysine N-methyltransferase SETD1-like. The record is from RefSeq and is a predicted model, not a curated record. Gene Ontology annotation, cellular component: Set1C/COMPASS complex. The transcript is spliced from 12 exons. NCBI's taxonomy places the organism in Eukaryota, Metazoa, Arthropoda, Insecta, Hymenoptera, Eulophidae. The coding region runs from base 936 to 6857 and encodes 1973 amino acids. Gene Ontology annotation, molecular function: RNA binding; protein binding; histone H3K4 methyltransferase activity.
AGUCAGUCACAGAUAGACUGCGGUAGACGUGUGAAAGACGAAAAAACUUAUGUGGUAGAUACAUACACAAAAUCAUCGUUGUAAAUAAAAAUGAAGAUUGAAGAUGUAUACAAGUAUAAUGCAAAUCCCGCAAAGGCGAUACAAUAACGUUUAGAUUCAAGAAUAGAAGAGACAAUUGGAAAACCGAGGGCUAAGCAACAACUGCAGCAUUUGGAAUAAUAAGUAUAGUAUCGCUAUUAAGCGGUUGUUCAAAAAGUCCAUAGUAUUUAUGCCUACGAGUGUCAAAAAAUUUUAAAUGUAUCAAUUGCUUGUAAAACUAUGAUGUCGUUAUUAAAUCUUCAAAGUUUUACUUUCUAUAAGAUUGAUAUGGUUAAAGUUAGUUGAGUUUAUAGGUUAUGCUGGAUAUCUUUACGUGAACCCGAUUAACAACAACGUAUGAUUCAAGAUCACGUCAGUUUUUCAAAUUAAAACUGUUUAUCAGUAUUUUAAUUAUUUACUCAUUGAAAAGCCUCGGAAGUAAAGACCGCUUUAAGAAAGGGUAUUAUUCAAUGCAUCAAUUCAAGAAGAAAAAACACAGUAAACAGCUACAUAUUGAGCAACAGAUUUUGGAAGAAGUGUUUGUUGUAUUGUAGCUGCUAUUUUUGUCAUAGUUUCAUUAGCAAGUUGUUGGCAAUAAGAUAUCAUACUAAUGAGAUUAAUCAUUUUAACUACAAUCAAACAAAUAAUAGCAUUAAGCUACUAUAAUAAAAGUAAUCAAGUGAUCAAUGGUACCUGGGACACAUCCAUAUGUGCUAGCAGUGGCUAGAACUAUAGGACUAACAGCUAGUGUUAAGUUAUAGAACAUCAAAACCAACAUCGAAAGCUAUGCAUGUAGUCAUAGUUGAGAUUGGGAGUUGAAUAAAGUAUCUGUUACGAAUGAAUAAUGCUAGCUGGCAAUGAACGGUAUGGAGAGACAUGGACAUGGACAUGGCCACUCGCACCAUCAUCAUCACCGGCAUCAUCAUUCUCACCAUCAUUCAAGUGGUAGUUCAUCAGAAGGUAGAGAUGUCAGAGAUGUCAGAGAUUUCAGAGAUUUCAGAGAUUUUAGAGAUGUCAGAGAUACAAGAGAUGUCAGAGAGGUCAGAGAGGUCAGAGAUGUCAGAGAUGUCAGAGAUGUCAGAGAUGUCAGAGAUGUCAGAGAUGUCAGAGAUGUCAGAGAAGUCAGAGAAGUCAGAGAAGUCAGAGAAGUCAGAGAUGUCAGAGAUGUCAGAGAUGUCAGAGAUAUCAGAGAUAUCAGAGAUAUCAGAGAUAUCAGAGAUAUCAGAGAUAUCAGGGAUGUCAGGGAUGGCAGAGAUGGCAGAGAUGUCAGAGAUGUCAGAGAUGUCAGGGAUGUCAGGGAUGUCAGAGAUCUCAGAGAUCUCAGAGAUCUCAGAGAUGCCAGAGAUGCCAGAGAUGCCAGAGAUGUCAGAGAUGUCAGAGAUGUCAGAGAUAUUAGAGAUGGCAGAGAUAUUAGAGAUGGCAGAGACGUUAGAGAUAUCAGAGAUAUUAGAGAUAUUAGAGAUGUCAGAGAUUUCAGAGAUUUCAGAGAUACAAGAGAUAUCAGAGAAAGUAGGGAUAUUAGAGAGAAUAGAGAUAUCAGAGAGAGUAGAGAUACCAGAGAGAGUAGAGAUAUCCGAGAUAGAGAUACCAGAGAUAGACAUCACUAUCAUUCCCAUACUGCUAGCUCUCAACAUAAUUCUAACAGUAAUGCUAUGGGCCAUCAGCUGCCAGGACCGAAACAAAAUCAUGGACCACAGCACAGCCAGGAUAAAGAACAUGUUGGUGGAGCUAUCCCUAGUGGGCCAUCAAUACCACAAAAAUUUAAAAAUUACAAGCUGAUUGUAGAUCCAGCUCUGAAACAGGGUCCAGUUAAAGUUUAUAGAUGUGACGGUCUUGUGGCCGGAGAUCCUACUUAUCCUGUGGUGCAAGUGAGAGAUCCACGCUCUCAAAUGAUUAGGAUAUGGACCAGGUUAGAUAAACUUGAUUUACCUGUGCCAAGGUUCAAAAUUGAUGCUAAUUAUUGUGGUGAUCCUCCACCUCUGGAAGUAACAUUUUGCCAUUUAAAUGAUAAUAUUGACAGAACUUUUCUCAGUGACAUGGUUCAAAAAUUUGGCCAAAUUGAAGAACUAAUAAUAUAUUAUCAUCCAUUAACAAAUAAGCAUUUGGGUAUCGCAAGAGUAGUUUUUGAAACCACAAAAGCUGCCAAAGCAUGUGUAGAAAAACUGAAUAACACUUCUGUUAUGGGCAAGGUAUUGCGAGUUUUUUUAGAUCCCUUUGGUUAUGAGUGUACAAAACUCUACGAAGAUUUAACAACUGAAAAAAAGGUUGAGAAAAAGUCCAAAGAAGAGCCUCCAACUCCAGUUGUAGUAGCGCCUGUUGUAGCAUCCACAAAGACUGAUGUAGAACAAAACAAACGAGGACAAACGACGCCUGUUAUCAUCGACAAAACUCAGAAUUGUGCGAAUGACGAGAGAGAAGAUUUCAAUAGACAUAAUAAGAAGUCUACUUUAGAAAAAGUAGGCAGGGACGCGUACUCGGAAAAUUCGAGAUUUGGCAAUAAAGUGACGACAAAUUAUCGAGGUGAUUACCCAACACCUGCCGGCACCAGCACCAGCAGCAGUGAUUUGAAUUAUACGCCUGGCCCGAACGAACUCACCUACCCCAACAAUUUCUCGCAGAAUUCUACGCCUGCUAGUAAUUACGAUUACUAUUAUAGUAAUUUCCAUCACCAUCACCAUCCGCAUCAUCAUCAGACUCCCAGUCAGACGGGAAAUUACUUGGCUGAAGGUAUACCACCGACUGCACCUCCAACUCAGCCACCGUCGCAAGCCCAGCCACCUUCACAGGAACCAAUAUUACCAUCACUGCAGCAUCCACCUCCUGGUGUUUGGUGGAGCAAUGCCGAAAAUCAAAAGACCAACUUCCCAGUAAACGCGGCAUGGCCAAAAGCAGCGAGUGACAGUUCAGUGAGCGUCUCGGCAGCAAUACCUACGACAAUGACAGUUGUUUGCAACGAACCGGAUAUUGGAAAGAUACUGAUGAAGAACGUUGCGAGCGGGGAUACGAAAACGGAUACAGACAGUCGUGAUGAUUCUCCUACAGAGACCCGCAAGACACUAGAUCUCGACACGCGCAUAGCCAUGCUGUUAAAAGACAAAGCAGGUGGCAUGGCUCCACCAUUUCUUCAGUUCGGCAGUGAUUCUGAAGACGAUGAUGACGAGACAGCUUCCAGAAGCAAACCCGAAGAAGAGAUGCUAUCGAAACCACCGAGUCCAUUUCUUUCGCAAGAUCUCUACGAAGAAUCGUACCAGAAAGGAUUACAACGCUCACGGGAAAGACGUAAGAUGCGACAAAACAGUCUCAACAGUCUUAGCCAGAUGCCAAAAGCAGCGAGGGUUGACGAUGACCUGGGUAGUAUUAUCAGCUCUAGCGAGGAUGAGGCAUUGCUCGGUAGCUAUAGUCCAACUAUGAGUAAACCGGUCGCUGUCAAGGAGGCUAUCGUAACUAACGGUUCAGAUGGAGAAGCGCGAGCAGCUUCCUUGGACGAUGACCGCAUGUCUCUCAGUCCCUUGAGUUCCGGCGACGAGAAGAUCGAAGAGAUAUCGAAUCACGAUCCGCAACACAUGAAUCAGCAACAGCAGCAGCAUCUCUACGGUAACUACUCGACAGUGGCGCACUUGCACCAUUACCCGGUUGCCGCAGCGGCCACUGUAAAUCAUCAUCAAGCCUAUCAACAUCACCACCAUCACCAGCAGCAACAACAUUGGCCAAGACCCGGCCAGUAUCCCUACCCCCCGUAUUGCGGAAGCGCAGCCACGGCCUACAUGCCCAAUCAGUAUCCACCCCUUGGAGUGCCGCCACCGAAUCAUCCUUUGCACGUUCCUCCACCUGGUCCUGUAGGAAUACCGAUUCUCGGUCCGAACGCUCAGCCCAAUGCCGGUUUCUACGGUAACUUUCAAAAUCGACUUCACGCAAUGGUUAAUCACAACGUAGCCAAGGAUAAUCCACAGGGGCCUACGAUAAACGGUGUAUUAGAUCGGGUAGUCAACGAAUUGAAGCUUAUUCUCAAGCGAGAUUUCAAUAAAAAAAUGAUCGAGAGCACGGCGUUCAAGUUGUUCGAAGUCUGGUGGGCGGACGAGCGUAAGAAGACCGAGAAGAAUUUGACUCUCGGCAAUGCAGUUAGCGGCCUAGCCAUAAAUGGUGGUAAUAAUGUCAGUGCGGGUGUAGCUGCGAAUGUCAUUGGCAAUAAUGACCUUAGCGGUAGCACAUCUCAGCCAGUAGGCCCACAGCAACAGCAACAACAGCUAGGACAAAUGUCCAGCACUACCAGUGCCAUCUCGCUUGCCACACUCAAUAAAGAGCCUGAGUCCAAGAGUCAACCUCUUGCCGCACUUCUCGAGCAGACUGCUACGCCGUUGGGUCUAAAUUAUGACGGCUUUGGUCUUGGUAUUCGGGCCAGUAUACCUAAGAUGCCAUCUUUCCGGCGAAAGAUCAAGGCUCCGAGUCCAGUAGCCGCACAAGACGAAGAAGAUAGUCGACAGUCGGAAGAGACGCGACUUGACAGUUCUUUAGCUCAAACCGGUAACCACGCUCGCACUCUCGAUAGUGACAGUGAUCUCGAUCUCAGCAGUCGCAUCUCGCAAAAAGUCAGCAAGAGGCAGAUGACCAAUUUGGCCAGCAGUUCCUCUUCCUCAUCCACCUCAAGUUCAGAUGAUGAAGACGACCAGAGCGAUUCUUCGAGCGACGGCGAAGAAAAUGCUGUCAGCAGUACGAGUAGUACUAGUAGUGGAUCAUCCUCUUCCAGUUCGAGUUCUGAUAGUGAAGAGGAGGUUGACUCUAGGCCGUUGGCACGAGACAGUAAAAAUCCGGAAAUAAUAGCGGAAUUAGAUGUGAUUACCUCUUUAUCUUGUUCGACUCCUACAGUGUCUGAUCGUAGUCGAACUCCAAUACCGCAUAUUGAGCUCACUGAGCUCCGAGUCGAUUGUGAGUUUCCGCAAAUCGAUGACUUUGACGAUGACAUGCAUGUGAAUGCGAUGGAUUAUGGUAAUGAGAUUUAUUCUGCUGCUAUGUCUAAAGACACCGAAUUGAAGGCUGACAUGCUUAAGACUAACUUGGAACAACCUGUGCCAACGAUUUGGCCUGGCCAAGCAUUUGUGUCACCUGUUGAACCUUUCUGUAAGCACCAAACCAUAUCUCGCGACAUCCAAAAAAUGGAAAGUUCAGCAGCAGAAGCUCUGAUAUCUCUAGCAGGUCAACAAACCGACAACGCUAACCCUACAAUUACACCAUCGACUGCUUCCACGAAUUGGUCUAACGAUCCGAGUAUUAUUCGAAAACUUGAGACAAUGUCCGAUAAGUACAUCAACAAUGAUCCAAUCCUUAAAGAGUCAGAGAAGAUUGAGAUGUUUAGCGAGAUACCUACUACUGAUUCCGAAGAAGAGGAAAGUUUAGAAGUCAGACGGUUACGCCUAUCCGGAGCACGUCAACCUCAACGUUCUCGUGUUUAUUUGGAACAUUCAUAUUCUCUACCUCCAGAGCAGUCGCAAACACAAAAGCAACAAGCAGUUGCUGGCCAAAAACCUCUGAUAUUAACUCCAAGCGAAUUAACUACCGCCGAUUUGGCUAGACAGUCAACGAAACCUCCAGUGAUAGGGCUCCUUGACGAGAAUGCAGCUGAACUAAAAAGUAUUGGUAAUAAAGAGCGGAGUGAGAAAAAGAGAAAUAAACACGCAAAGAUCAGUAACAAUGAGAUUUUACAUAACAAGAUGGACGAAGAGCGUGAGAAAGAAAAUAUUAAAAUGCCAGCCAGAAGUUUUGAAGCGAUGGUUCCGCCGUCGAGUCUAUCACAAGGAAUGCCGCCAGCUACUCACCACUAUGCGACGCCAACGAUUUAUAAAGAGCGCGAUCUCAUGUCCGAAAUGGAAAUACUUUACGAAUUUUUGACACGAGGUAUCGAUCAUGAAGACAUCGAGUACCUCCGCAGAAGUUAUGAAGCUUUGCUAAGUGAUGAUUCUCAAAGUUACUGGCUCAACGACACUCAUUGGGUUGAUCAUCCGGCAACGGAUAUACCAACUCCGGCGAAAAGGCGUAAAAAAGACGAUACGCGUUUACAUGCUUCUGGUUGCGCUAGAACUGAAGGUUAUUAUAAGGUGGAUUUGAAAGAGAAGCUCAAGCAUAAGCACCAUUAUGCACAAAGUGUUCAGCGUAAUGAAGACGUAAGAGAAAGCUCGAGUGGAAUGAAUGUUCUCGGCGGUGAUGGCAGUGCGACAGUCAGUGGGCCAAAUUCGAAAGCUUUGACGGGUAAAAUGCAGGCAUUGUCGCGAGAAGCUAGAAGCAAUCAACGACGUUUGUUAACAGCUUUUGGUAUUGACACGGACAGUGAUUUGUUGAAAUUCAAUCAGCUGAAGUUCCGGAAGAAACAACUCAAGUUUGCCAAAUCUGGAAUUCACGAUUGGGGUCUGUUUGCCAUGGAGCCAAUAGCAGCUGACGAAAUGGUUAUUGAAUACGUGGGACAGAUGAUCAGGCCAGUAGUUGCCGAUCUACGUGAGUCUCAGUAUGAGGCUACGGGUAUUGGCAGUUCCUACCUGUUUCGUAUUGAUCUCGAUACUAUUAUUGAUGCUACAAAAUGUGGCAAUCUUGCAAGAUUCAUAAACCACAGUUGUAAUCCUAAUUGUUAUGCGAAGGUUAUUACGAUUGAAAGUCAGAAGAAAAUUGUGAUUUAUAGUAAGCAGCCAAUCGGAGUCAACGAGGAAAUAACUUAUGAUUACAAGUUUCCCUUGGAAGACGAUAAAAUACCAUGUUUGUGUGGAGCACCUCAGUGCCGAGGAACUCUUAAUUAAUAUAUUUGUUUUAUAUCGCUUCGCCGUGCUCAUCUUUUUCAUUUUCUCACUCUUUACAAGGCAUUGUGCAUUACCUACGUCACUCAUAUUUUUGUAAAUAUAAAUAAAUCUUCAUGUAAACAUUUUAUAAAAACCGCCCUCAGUUUUGUCAUUUUUCAAAGAAUCUUUAAAUUUAAGUGUGUAUAGACGAUUUUUCGCUGCAUUACUUCAGUUACGCAAGUUAUGUAGCUUAAGGACAGUGAUUAGCUAUGUUAUAUAGGUAGAUACGUAAUAAAUUUUUUCAUUAAUUAAAGGAAUUUUAUGCUAUGAAAAUAAAUUUUUUUCAUUAUCUUCGUGAAUUUUGAACUGUGAAUAUUUGAAAAAAAUUGUAUUAGAAUACUAUAAUUAAUAAUGGCUUUUAUUUUUAUGAAAUUCAUUAGCAUAGUAAAAAACUAGUUCGCGCCUAAUUUAUUAUAUUUGAA